UGCAAUUUGAUUGAGCAACAGCAACAACUUCAGUUGUGCAUGUUAGUUAGCUGUACGUGCACAGUAAUGAGUAGUGGGGAGCCGGCGAACCGCCACUUUACCAGAAUAGGUUGAUAAAACAGAAUUAGCUGUCUGACAUGUGAACUUCAGCUGUGAUAUGAACUUUGUUUUAUCGCCAUGUCUCACAGAAAGCGUAAAAAGUAUCCCAGGGAUCUGCAGUGUGUCCUUUUCCCGGAUGAUGUCAUUGACGGUGCUCCACGUAUGAAGAGAGAGCCUUCAUCUCUGUCAUCAGGUUCUUCAGCCAAGAGCUGGGAGAAAUGUGGUGGCAGCUUUCUGGAGUCUCCUGUAGUAAAGAACCUCAAGUCAUCAGGAAGAACUCUGUCUGCAAUACGAAAGUUGUCACCUGCUUUAGUGCAGACCAGUGGCCUUCAAUGCAAUGAAGACCCGGUGCAGAUCACAUGGAGCUCCAGUGACGGUGAACAGUCUGACACUGAGACACAGAAGCAGCAUCUGACCAGAGUUAGUGCACUGCAACAACGUCCUCAUCGACCCUCGGCUCCCAUUCGGUCUUACACCAGAGAACCAUGCCUACUCAGCUCUGAUAAAGACGACCUCCCUGUUAUAGACUCGGACAGUAAUCUGGACGAGUCUGACAAGGACGCUAAAGAGGACAGUGGACAACAAAUAUCUGACUGUGAAUCCGAAUCCUCUGAUGGACAGAAGAAAUUGAUUCCCAAAUCAACAAAUGUGGCAGAGCUGGAGAUCUCAGGCUAUGUGUCUGAUGGGGAAAACAUUGGUGACUCAGUGACCCCAAGCAGGCUGGACUCUGAGAGCUUUCCUCUCCAAACUGUUGAGGGCAGCAGAAGGUCAGUCAGUGACUGGGUCAGAUCUGCUCAGGCGAUGCUGCAAACACCUCAGAAACUGCUUGUGCGACAGUCCAAGACCCCUGAAGACUCUGCCAAAAAGAAAAGAAAGUUUCAAAGGGGCGGUCUUGCUGAGAGGCUGAAUCAACUCCAGUGCAGACAGAGGUCAGCUGUUAGCCUGUGGAGGCAUCAGUCCAUUUCUGACACCUCAUCAACAACAGCGGCAACAGUGGAUAGGCCUGGUGUGCUAAUGCUGGAGGUGCUGGAAGUUCGGAAGGAGUGCAGCAUGCAACUGGCGCUCUGUGAGCCCCACCAGCCUCAUGGAGAGGGCCACCAACACAGCAACUCUGUCCCUGAGGACAGAGCUCGUGUGCUGGUGUUAUUCAACAGAGAGACUGCAGCGCAGCUGAUUCCUGCAUCCAGAGAUAUCAUCCACAUAUACCCGCCAUGGCAAAGACUUUCUAUGGAGGGCUUCACCUAUGAUAUUAUUCUCAACACACACUUCAGCCAGAAGGUGUUCCGUGAUUCCAAACCGGCCACCAUGCCAGUCUCAAGAAGCCUGCUCACAGCAGACAAAUGCAUGCCCUAUUAUUUGGGUAAAAUGUUUGGACUGGUGGAGGUGUGCAGGAACACUGAGGUUGCUGUCCCAAGUACUCUGAGCAGAUUUGGAGGGUGGAGGGAUUUGACAGGACGCUGCCUUUCUCUCCUUGAAGCCAUAGAGGGACUGGGCCAGGCCGGCUCUGUGGGGCAGGACAUAGAGGUGGUGGUCCAGAGGGUUUUCUCCAAUCCUGUGCCUGACUGCUCUGCUGUGUCCAUUGUCAAACCCAGAGUUCCCUCCAGGUCAUCCACAGCUCCUCCUCCUGCGGAGAGAGGGCAAACCAGGCUGUGUGUGCUUGUCCAGGACAGUUGUGGUAUGUUCAGCGUGGUCCAGCUUCACCUCCUGCCCUGCAAGGACGACGUCCUCCAUUAUUGCCAGAAGUGGCAGGGGAAGACUUGUGUCCUGAGAGGCAUUAAAGUGGUUCAGCGGGUCACUCGAGAAAAGCGCACAAGACUUUUCAGCUUGAUUGACAGUCUCUGGCCUCCAGUGCUUCCCCUCAGAGAUCAUGGAAAUACUCCAAGCACAUCCACUGAGAUCAGAGCUGCAGGUCCAGCUCCGAGUUUCUGCUACCUGCUGUCAGGUCAGGAAAGCUCUGUGGAACCCACUGAGGGACAGAGUGUGUCCACGCUGUACGUUGCCCCCGCAAGACAAACCUUACGAGACAUAGUGCAGAGUGAGGUGAAACCUGGUCGCUGCAAUUUUGUCGCUACUGUGAUAUACAAGAAAGUGCAGAGCUGUGAUGUAGGCCAGGGUGAGGUUUGGUUGGUGCUGACAGACCCAAGUCUUCAGGAGGAGCAGCCUGACAGACCGUGCAGGCGAACAGUCACCCUGUGUGUGAGCACUUCCUGUGUGCUCACUUCCUCUAUCCUCGAAGCACUGCACUCCCCCGCUGCAUGUUGCGUGUCAUUCAGAGAUGCCAUCAAGGAACAUGGUGUCCUCCUGUGUGCGGAGCAUUCGGUCAUUGAGGUUUGCUCUGAAGGUAGCCUUCAGUCCACAACUAGGCCGGAGAUACUUUCUCAGUUGUUGACCGAGCCUCGGGCAAAGACCUUGCCCCAACCUGUGAGACUGGAUCCCCUGAGUCUAGAAACCACGCCCAACUCCCUCUGUACUCUCUCAGGGGUGAUAGUUGGCGUAGACGAGGACACGGCUUAUUCCUGGCCUGCCUGCAAUGUCUGUGGAAGCGACAACUUGGAGAUGUCAGCGGAAGGGCAUCAGAACUUCUACUGUGUCACAUGUAAGUUAGUCGUGGACAAGCCGGACACAAAGGUUCAACUGGAAGUAUUUCUCAGUUCGUCGUUAAGCAAUUGCACUUUAAAGGUUAAGCUGCAGAAAAAGACGAUCAUGUCGAUUCUUAACGCUGCAGCACUGGAGGGUAAUGAGUUCCCAGGCUACAAUGUGGAGAAUGUCCUGGGAAAAGAGGUGGGCCCCCUUGCAGUUUACGUCCGUGUCAUCACCAAGAAACCUGCCCCCUGGAUCGGCCUGGAAGAGAUCUGCCUCUAAUGGCUGUCAGGGCAAGUAGCUAAUGAUAUCAAUCCUCAGGCUCCAAGGAUCUGCAUGCACACUAGGCCGUGGUCUGAGCCAGUUUAGUGCACCGCCCCCUUCUGAAGGCCUCUUUGACAGCUUCAGGCUGUUGCUGAAGUCAACAGGCUGCAUGCAAGGAGACAAGGUCUUGUUUGUGUUAAUGAUAUGUGAUCCUGUGCACCAGGAGUUGACAGCCCAAGGGUAGACCAGUGGCAUGCAGUCUGUCAAAGCUGCCCACGUGGUUCAUUAACUUGGAUCUGACUUUCAGGACAACUUUUGAGUUCUGUCUUUCAAGUGUCUUUAAAACCCCUUUUUAGACCAAAUCAUCUACCUCUGUAUUUAAGACACUGUCAAUAAACAUGUUUUUUUGCUGACUUAA
Solea solea (common sole) is the source of this 3361-nucleotide messenger RNA. It is a transcript of the gene spidr, whose product is annotated as scaffold protein involved in DNA repair. Gene Ontology annotation, biological process: regulation of establishment of protein localization to chromosome; double-strand break repair via homologous recombination. Bases 178 to 2961 code for a protein of 927 amino acids. Gene Ontology annotation, cellular component: nucleoplasm; nuclear chromosome. The transcript is spliced from 20 exons. The record is from RefSeq and is a predicted model, not a curated record. NCBI's taxonomy places the organism in Eukaryota, Metazoa, Chordata, Actinopteri, Pleuronectiformes, Soleidae.